Messenger RNA from Nannospalax galili (Upper Galilee mountains blind mole rat), 1677 nucleotides. RefSeq names its product eukaryotic translation initiation factor 2B subunit alpha (gene Eif2b1). The record is from RefSeq and is a predicted model, not a curated record. The transcript is spliced from 9 exons. Lineage: Eukaryota; Metazoa; Chordata; Mammalia; Rodentia; Spalacidae. Gene Ontology annotation, biological process: translational initiation. Gene Ontology annotation, molecular function: guanyl-nucleotide exchange factor activity; translation initiation factor activity. Bases 80 to 997 code for a protein of 305 amino acids. Gene Ontology annotation, cellular component: eukaryotic translation initiation factor 2B complex.
GCGCCGGAAGUGAGUGCCGAGGCGUGCUGUCAGCCCCUGGCUCACUGCCGUUGUGGUUGUGGGGCGCGUUGAGAGGACCAUGGACGAACAGGAGUUAAUUCAGUACUUUAAGUCUCAAAUGAAAGGAGAUCCUGACAUGGCCUCAGCAGUGGCUGCCAUCCGGACUUUGCUGGAGUUCCUGAAGAGAGAUAAAGGGGAGACAAUCCAGGGCCUGAGAGCGAAUCUCACCAGUGCCAUAGAAACCCUGUGCGGCGUGGACUCCUCGGUGGCAGUAUCCUCUGGCGGGGAGCUUUUCCUUCGCUUCAUCAGCCUUACCUCCUUGGAGUACUCUGAUUACUCCAAAUGUAAAAAGAUCAUGAUUGAGAGGGGAGAACUGUUCCUUAGGAGAAUAUCCCUGUCAAGAAAUAAAAUUGCUGACCUGUGCCAUACUUUCAUCAAAGAUGGAGCAAGAAUUUUGACUCACGCCUACUCCAGAGUGGUCUUGAGAGUCCUGGAAGCAGCUGUGGCAGCCAAGAAACGGUUUAGUGUGUAUAUCACCGAGUCUCAGCCUGAUUUAUCAGGUAAGAAAAUGGCCAAAGCCCUCUGCCACCUCAACGUCCCUGUCACUGUGGUGCUGGAUGCUGCUGUUGGCUAUAUCAUGGAAAAAGCAGACCUGGUCAUAGUUGGUGCUGAAGGGGUUGUUGAAAACGGAGGAAUUAUUAACAAGAUUGGAACCAACCAGAUGGCUGUGUGUGCCAAAGCCCAGAACAAGCCCUUCUAUGUGGUUGCAGAGAGUUUCAAGUUUGUACGUCUCUUUCCCCUCAACCAGCAAGAUGUCCCAGAUAAGUUUAAGUAUAAGGCAGAUACUCUGAAGUCUGUGCAGACUGGACAGGACCUCAAAGAGGAGCACCCAUGGGUUGACUACACAUCUCCAUCCUUAAUCACCCUACUGUUUACAGACCUGGGCGUGCUGACGCCCUCGGCGGUCAGUGAUGAGCUCAUCAAACUGUAUCUGUGAGGGCCCAGUCCCCUCUUGCCAACAUCGGGAUGCAUGACUAGGUGGGGUGAGGAGCCUCUACACCCAGGCCAGCGAAGGGGCGAAAGCUGAACUGUUUCUAAGAUCUAUGGGCUAAGGAUUCACACUGUAAGUCAGAUGCUUUCAGCUCAUCUCAGUUGACUAAAAUCAGUUCUAGAACUAAGCCAGCAUGCUUAAAGUUUUCAGAAACUCACCUGCUGUCUCCAGAAGUACAAGUUAUAUUAUUGGAUGUAUACCUGACCACACACCUUUCCUUUCUCCUCCCCUACCCUCCCACUGCACUCCAGACUGACUUGCCAACAGCAUCAAAGUGAUGCAUGUUCCUGACUACACUGACAGCUGCUGAGGACACAUCGUGUGGUGCCUCCCAGGAAGGGCAGGAAACACUUGCUGACUGCAUCUGGCUUCCAGUGGGCAGGAGCCAAGCUCCAUCCUCUCAGCAAGAUCAAGCCAGACAGGGUAAACUAAGGCUACUAAGUUGGAACAGCAUUAGCCAUACCCCUCACAGUACCACUUAAAGGAUAUUUUUGAACCUAAACUCUUUAAAAAAAAAAAAAAAAAAAGUCAGUUUCCUUUAAACAUGUUUGGAUCCUAAAUAGCUUUUUAAAAAUACUUGGGAACAAAUUCAAGACCUUUUCAAAUAAACUAUAUGAAAGAUUUAA